CAAUACUGACGAGAGAGAGAGAGAGGUGAGGGAGAGAGACAUACAUAACAUGCUGUGUGAACGUGAAGUGAUUAGUAAAAGAAGUGCAUACUCGGUGAAGUGUGAGAAUCCGGUUCGUAUUUUGCUCUGUGCCAGAGGGCGGGUGUGAGAGAGUGCCAGUCCUGCCAAAUCAGACACAAACGAGUGUGUGUUUAGAAACAACCGACAACUAAACUUGACAGAAAAACUAAGAGAAUGGCCGAGCUUGAAGACAUUCGAUGAGGAAAAGGUGUGAUCAGUGUGAGGUGUGCCUGUAAUGGAAGGGGAACCUUUCCUAGAUCUGUGUCACCUGACUGAGGUGGAGCAGACUGUAAUUUUCAGCGUUCUGCAGAGAGAUGCUGAACUACGCAACAAAGAGGAAGGGAGAAUACGGAAACUGCAGCAGACUGUGUCAGAUCCUGUCCGUCUGCGCACUCUCUCGGGCGCGUGGUUUCAUGAAGAGCGUGCUAAGAGAUAUCAGAAGGGAGGAGCUGAUGUUGUUCAUGCUUCAAUACGCCAUAAGAGGCGUGAAAAGGAUAUACCUCUGACGUCAAUAUUUACUGAAGAAAAAGGUAACUCUUCUCAGCUACAUGAGCAGCAAGAGGAAGACAAAAAUACAGAGAGAGAAUUGCAGGAAAAUAUUAGUGUAAGAGAGGAUGACAAUGGCCAGGAAGAGAAGGAAAGAGAAAAAGAAGAUGGGGAAAGUUGCAUUCCUGUGGUUACCCCUGAACAACAAUCCAGGAUUAUAAACAUCACAAAGAAAAAUGCAGCAAAAGAAAACUGUCUUAAAGAAAGUGUUGGAGAGUCUGAGGACAAAGAGAAGAGAAUUUUGCCGAAUACGUCACCAUCUCUGCAGAUUGACUCAGAGGGUGAUGGGGACAUGGACUCUGGCAGCACUGAAGUAGACUAUACUAGGUUUGGGUCAGUUAGCAGCUUGGCCUCCCAUCAUAUGAUGAACGGCAGUUUGAUGAGCCUGUACAGUGUGGGCGAUUUCGGGGAUGUUGUGGUAUCAGGGCAGAUCCAGUUCUCGAUGCAGUAUGAUGUCAAGAAAGAGGAACUUCAUGUGCACAUAAUACGCUGCCAAGAUCUUGCAUCGGCCCGUAAAAAUCGGUCGGACCCAUAUGUUAAAGUUUACCUUCUCCCUGACAACACAUCCCGCAGUAAGAAAAAAACUGCAGUGAAGAGGAAAACAUUAAAUCCAGUCUAUGAUGAAACCAUGAAAUACAGAGUGCGGAGACUGGACCUCAAGGCUCGUGUGCUGAGUAUGUCAGUCUGGCACAUGGAGAGAAUGAGGAGAAACCUCUUCCUGGGGGAAGUGGAAGUGAGGCUGGCUCAGUGGGACUGGAUCCAGAGCCAACCAACCUGGCACAACCUCCAGCCAAGAGUGAAGUUGAGUCCAGAUGACAUCAUCAGCAGAGGAACCAUUCUGUUCUCUAUUAAGUUUGUACCCCCAGGUUCAGACGGAAGUGGUUGUCCACCGACUGGUGAGCUCCAUAUUUGGUUGAGGGAGAUUGUUGGUCUACUGCCCUCUAAACGUGGCGCACCUAGCACAUAUGUAAAAAGCGUGGUAUUACCAGAUGAGAGUGGCAUCAGUGGCCAGCAGACUCGGAUGGUGCGAGGAUCUGUCAACCCAGUGUUCAACCACACCAUGGUUUAUGACGGGUUUCAGUCUAGCGACCUUAUUCAGGCCUGUGCAGAGAUAACGGUCUGGAAUCAACAUCCCUCCAGCUGUCUGGGUGGAGUGCGACUCAGCACAGGCUCAGGUGUGAGUUAUGGUCAGGCUGUCUGCUGGAUGGACUCAACAGAAGAUGAGAUUAGUGCGUGGUCAAGUGUGAUUCAGUGCCCCAACAGCUGGGUAGACACCAGCCUACCAAUCAGAACCAAUUUACAGCCCUAUUCACCCUGUGACUUUGGUUGUGAAACAUUCUGGAAUACACCACACAAAUUUUCCCCCAAUCUUUGA
Messenger RNA from Carassius carassius (crucian carp), 1981 nucleotides. RefSeq names its product synaptotagmin-like 1 (gene sytl1). The transcript has 15 exons. Gene Ontology annotation, biological process: exocytosis; intracellular protein transport. The record is from RefSeq and is a predicted model, not a curated record. NCBI's taxonomy places the organism in Eukaryota, Metazoa, Chordata, Actinopteri, Cypriniformes, Cyprinidae. Gene Ontology annotation, molecular function: neurexin family protein binding; small GTPase binding. Bases 296 to 1981 code for a protein of 561 amino acids. Gene Ontology annotation, cellular component: plasma membrane; exocytic vesicle.